Thalassophryne amazonica is the source of this 1750-nucleotide messenger RNA. RefSeq names its product dimethylaniline monooxygenase [N-oxide-forming] 5-like. Gene Ontology annotation, molecular function: N,N-dimethylaniline monooxygenase activity; NADP binding; flavin adenine dinucleotide binding. The record is from RefSeq and is a predicted model, not a curated record. NCBI's taxonomy places the organism in Eukaryota, Metazoa, Chordata, Actinopteri, Batrachoidiformes, Batrachoididae.
UUCUGCCUCAUUUCACAUCGACCUAACACAGAAGACCAAGCCCCAGAAUGGUACACAAAGUUGCAGUGAUUGGUGCCGGCCCGUCAGGGUUGACCAGUGUGAAGGCCUGUCUGGAAGAGGGCAUGGUGCCAACAUGCUUUGAGACCAGUGAUGACAUUGGUGGCCUCUGGAAGUUCAAGGAAGUGUCAGAACCUAACAGGGCCAGUAUCUACCGCUCCCUCACCAUUAACAUUUCCAAAGAGAUGAUGUGUUUCAGUGACUUCCCAAUUCCUGCUGAUUACCCAAAUUACAUGCACCACUCAAAAAUCCUGACAUACUUCAAAAUGUAUGCAGACCACUUCAAGCUACUGCGAUACAUUAAAUUCCAGUCCAUGGUAAAAAGUGUCAAACAAAGACCGGACUUUUCUCGCACUGGUCAGUGGGAGGUGGUGACAGAGAAUAAAGAUGGACAGGAGGAGAGACAUGUCUUUGAUGCAGUUAUCUGCUGCUCUGGACACUACACCUACCCCAACAUGCCACUCAAAGACUUCCCAGGAAUUGAGACUUUUGAAGGAAAAUACUUUCACAGUUGGGACUACAAGGGCUCUGAAGAAAUGCUGGGGAAGAGGGUGGUGGUCAUUGGCAUUGGUAACUCGGGAAGUGACAUUGCAGUAGAGAGCAGUAGAGUUGCAGAGCAGGUGUAUAUGAGCACCCGCCGUGGUGCCUGGAUCAUCCGUCAGGUGUCUGAUGAUGGUGUGCCAGUGGACAUGAAGUACAACACACGCUUUGCCCACAUCCUGUUCCAGUUGCUGCCAGUUAACUGGCUUAACUGGUAUGGAGAGAAAAAACUCAAUGCCAUGUAUGACCACACCAUGUAUGCCAUCAAACCCAAACACAGGCUCUUCAGUCAGAUCCCAAUCAUCAAUGACGACCUGCCUUUCAGAAUUCUGUCUGGGUCUGUCAUCCUGAAACCAAAUGUGAAGGAGAUUCGUGGCUCCACUGUCGUAUUUGACGAUGGCAGUAUUGUGGAGAAGGUGGAUGUUAUUGUGUUCGCCACAGGAUACAACUAUGGCUUUCCUUACUUGCCAAACAAUUUAUUGCACAGGUCUGGGCACCGUGUGGGUCUGUACAAGCAUGUUUUUACACCCAACCUUGAGCAUCACACUCUGGCUGUUGUGGGUUUCAUCCAUGCCCUUGGCGCCAUUAUGACACAAGCUGAGAUGCAGGCCCGCUAUGCUGCACGGGUCUUAAAAGGUCACAUAAAGCUUCCCUCCAGUGAGGUCAUGAUGAAGACAAUUGAGAAGGAUACCAAGGAGAUGGGAAAAAACUAUGUGCUCUCAAAGCUGGCACCAAUUCAAGUGGACUAUGUCACCUACAUGGACGAGUUGGCUGGAGACAUUGGAGCACGGCCAAGUCUUCUCUGGCUCUUCCUCACAGACUAUCCACUGUAUAAGAAGCUUCUGUGGGGGCCAAUGACAGCCUACCAGUAUCGUUUGGUGGGACCAGGGAAAUGGGAAGGGGCCCGUAAGGCGAUCUUCACCCAGUUCGACCGCAUGCGCCAGCCUUUGAAGACCAGAGAGCUGGAUGCACCAGAAGAGGGUUCCUUCACUGGCCGCCUUAUUAAGUUCACGCUGACCAUCAUGGCCGGAGGAGCUGCUGUCUACUACAUCCAUGUCCGCAACCCAACUGUCAUACCGACCCUGGUGUCCCGCCUCCAUCCACAGACUAUGUGAACAUGCCAUUUCAGUCAAAUUAUAAGUCAACGUUAAAA